AUGUCACACAUCGAAAUGAGUGAGAAAAAGUUGGAUUGGAGUAAUUUCUCCGUGUGUCGUCCGACAUCACGGUGCAAAAUGGAUGAUGAUGAGGAGCAGCAAGAACCAAUUAUUCCUCCCAUAGCUUUGGAAGUAGCGCUCAAAGGCUACGACGUUCCACGGAUUGUAAAGAAGAGAAAAAACGAAGCAGUUUCCAUCGGCGAUCCAAAUGUCGAAAUUGAGGAAUCUCCAGAAGAAGAAAGAAAAGCUCCUCGUAGAAAGAAAACACAACAAACAUCUUUGGAAUCUUUUGUCACCACAUCAUCCGGUGGAGGUCAGUGGAAGCCGGUUCGUAAACCUCCUCCGUCCAAGAAAAAGGUCGAAGUGGUCAGGAAAAAAAUCGCCAUAGACCCACAAGAAACACCACGUUCUGGUAGGCUUUCAUCAGUUGUUAGCGAGAUCUCUAAAGGCGAGGAAGGCACUCAUGACAGGCAACAGGAGAGAAUGGAAAACUCCAUUAAAAGAGCUAAAAGGAGAUCGAUUAAAAACUAUUUCAAGACCUCUGCUACAAAGUCAUCCAAAGCUGAUGAACCAUCUCCAGACGAAGUCUUGGAUGUUUCUUCAAAAGAACAAGCUGUAUCGCCAGCAGAUUCUACCGAAAUAGCUUCCGCCAUUCCUCCCGAGCAGCCACUUCCUAAUAUCACCGACAGUCCUCCCGGGCAACCAACUCCCAUCACCACCGACAAUCCUCCCGGGCAACCAAUUCCCAGUACCACCGACAAUCCUCCCGAGCAACCAACUCCCAGUACCACCAACAAUCCUCCCGAGCAACGACUUCACAAUACCAUUGACAGUCCCCCCGAACAACAGCUCCCCAAUGCCACCGAUAAAGCUAUCGAAGAGACCGCCGAACCCGAGAGAGAUGACGAAACCAUAACAGUGGUGUCCAGCUCCAGUAACCCUGAAGAUGAUUUAGCGAAAGACGUGGAAGUGGUUCUUGAAGUGCACAGCGCUCCCACUUCACGAACUAAGAAACGAGCAAGAACCAUACAGAGGCAUCGUUCAUUUGGAGAUGCUCAUGCCACUCCAAAGCGAAAACUGCCCAAUCGGUCAUUUUCGAAUCUGAAUCUCGCUAUUGAUGAGGACGAUAUUGAAUUUCCACCCACACCUGUGGUGCGUCGAAGAAGACCGAACGGCGAGAAAAGCAUUUUUGAUUUGGGAAUUAGUGGCGUUAAUGGCGAUGGAAACGUUCCUUCAUCGUCUAAUGUACAGCAAAUGCGUCUUGAAACUCCAAAAAUCUCGCAAAACGAAGAAGAAGAAGACAGCGAUAAUAGUGUGGAACUUGAUGAUGUAACAAUGGUGGCCUCUUCUUCUGCCCCUGCAAAAUUGGCUGAUUACGCAACCCCAACGAAACAACAGCAAAGAAUCGUGGCUGGCUCGGAUAGCCCAGAAGUAGUAGGAAGUGUUGAGAAUGCGCUGUCUUCGCAGUCCCCUAGUAUUUUUGCUGGCAGCUUUGGAAGUAGUAUUGAUAAAGGCAAUGGAAAGCACACGGCUACACCGGAAUCGAGCGAUGACGAGGUUGUUGUGUUAGAAACAGUGCAAAGGACACCGUCUAAAUCGAAGCCUUUGACUGAAUUGCUGUAUUCACCUCGGAAGAUGGAGCUUUCCAAUGCUAAACGACUUGAAACGAUACUUGCUAAAGCUGCUAAUCAUCAUGCGCCUGAACCCAAUCUGCAUAGUUUAAACAACAACGAUCACUGCGCCUUUCAAGUUUCCAGUCUUUCCAGAGGAUCUCCCCCAAAACCAUCCCCAGAGGCUUGUUCUGACACGAAUUUGAACUUUGACACUCCCGGUUUUGUUCGUCUCCCUUGGUCUACGGCAAACAAGAACAAUGGCUUUCACCAGUACAUCGUCAUAGAUAGGGCUUUACGUGCUCUUGUACAUGAUGGUGCUCCUUGCAUUGAAGCUGUCAUAGUUACCCUCAAAGAGUGUGCUCCGUGGAUCCCCUCCUUUGAUGGUCUGAUAGGUUUCAUGGAUGGGUUAUCGAUGAAAGAGGAACGUGAAGCACUCGAUAUCAUGGCUGGAAUCGCUAGACUAGCAGCGAACGCCAAGUUUAUUAUUACAGCGCCGAUUCCUCUACUUACUGCGAAUCGUCCAGGAUCGGUGACGCUCAGUCAGGAACAGUGUGCUUGUCUCCUUGCUCAUGCUUUCUACUGCACUUUUCGACGAGAACGUCGUGAUUACAAUAGAAUAAACUUUGCCAAUAUCUACCAUGGAUCUAAUCCUUUAUCCCAUGUAAAGUUACGCUUCAUUCUCAACUAUUUUUCACUUGUGCUGAAAAAAAUGCCGACGGGUUGCGUUUCCUUUCGGCGAGAGGUCGUCGCUAAAGAGAGAAUACCAAAAUGGGAAACAGAUGAAACUUCGAUUCCAUUAGCCGCCGUCGCCAGCGCAGGAUCUAUCGAAGACUCUUUUGGAUGCUUACAAGUUGAUUUCGCUAACGAAUACAUCGGCGGCGGCGUGCUGAACUCUGGAGCAGUGCAGGAAGAAAUUCGAUUUUUGAUAUGUCCAGAAAUGAUUGUAUCGUCUCUUUUAUGUGAGAGAAUGGGGCCGCUUGAAGCAAUUCACAUAAUUGGUGCACAACGCUACAAUGAUUAUGUGGGAUACGGUGCAACUCUAGAAUGGACUCGCUACGAGAAUUACGGCAGUGAACCUAGAGACGAGUUCCAGAGAAUCAUAUGCGAGGUUGUGGCAAUGGAUGCUAAGUACUUCAAACGUGUUACGAGACCUGCUCAGUAUAGAGUUGAAAACAUCGACAGAGAACUGAAUAAGGCUUACGCUGGUUUUACGACAAGGACAGAAGUAUCGCCACCUAUUGCAACAGGAAACUGGGGUUGUGGAGUUUUUGGUGGAGAUAAAGAACUGAAAAGUCUUAUACAGAUGAUGGCAGCUGCUAAAGUAGGUAGAGCUAUGAUCUAUUACACAUUUUCGAAUGAGAUGUUCGAGGCUUCAAUGAACAAUCUCUAUGAGAAACUUGUGCAGAAGAAGGCAACUGUUGGCAUGAUUUACAAAGCGCUCGUGACCUAUCGACAAGAACGUGAGCGAAAUCCACGGCUUACAGUUUAUGAGCACGUUUACGCUUUCGUUAGUCAAAGUGCCUGUACUACUUCAUGACUCUAAUGUGUGAGAUCACUAAAGUCGCAUCGGUACCCACAGGUUUUACGGGUUGACCUUCACUGUGUCUUUACGUAAUUUUAGGUAGGUCAUGUAAUUGUUCUGCAUGUAAUUUGUAACUUUGUAUCAAUUUCCAAAUUGCUGAUAGUACAUUUAGUC
Molecule: messenger RNA, 3309 nt
Organism: Cylicocyclus nassatus
Lineage: Eukaryota; Metazoa; Nematoda; Chromadorea; Rhabditida; Strongylidae
Source: the annotation of a GenBank genome assembly